Lactuca sativa (garden lettuce) is the source of this 555-nucleotide messenger RNA. NCBI's taxonomy places the organism in Eukaryota, Viridiplantae, Streptophyta, Magnoliopsida, Asterales, Asteraceae. The record is from RefSeq and is a predicted model, not a curated record.
AUGACCACCGGCCACCACCACUCGCCACCAUCACCCCCACUCAGCACCCGCCAUCAUCACCACCACCCACCCACCUCCACUACUCAUCACUACCACCUAGCCAUUACACUCCAUUAUGAACACGACUACCACCAACUACAACCUGCCACCCAUCACCACCACUCGACACCACAACCCACCGCUCAUCACCACCAAUCGACACCACUACCACUACCAUCACCACCACCCAUGACCAUCAUCCAUCACCACCGAUCACAACCACCGGCCGCCACCACCCGCCCCCAUCAUCCCCACCCACCACCCACCACAACAAACAGCCACUUACCUCCACCAUCCAUCACUACCACCCACUCACUACCCACCAUUUAUGACCACUACAUGUCAUUACUACCAACCACCACCCACCACUCAUCACCACCACUCCCAACCAUCACCCGCUUCAACCACUCAACACCCCCGACCACUACCACACACAACCCAUCACCACUGACCACCACCACUCAUCACCACCACCCCCCACCAUCACCUCCACCCACAAUGUCCAAUCACAUAUGA